AUGGAAGAGCAGGAGCUGAUACGAGCCGUGCGAGCGUGUAAGACGCAGGCGGAGGAAAGAGACGCGAUAGCCAAGGAGUGCGCGGCGAUCAGAACAGCUUUCAAGGACGAGGACAACCCCUACAGGCAUAGGAAUGUCGCGAAGCUGCUGUUCAUCCACAUGCUGGGAUACCCGACCCACUUCGGACAGAUGGAAUGCCUGAAACUGAUCGCAAGCCCGCGAUUCCCCGAGAAGAGAAUAGGGUACCUGGGACUGAUGCUGCUCUUGGACGAGGACACGGAAGUGCUGAUGCUCGUGACAAACUCGUUGAAGAACGACCUUGGCCAUGCCAACCAAUUCGUCAUCGGUCAAGCCCUCUGUGCCAUCGGCGACAUCGGAAGCGUUGACAUGUCGCUGCCGCGACCUUGCGGGGGAGGUAGAGAAGCUUCUGUCCUCCCCGAAUGCCUACGUCAGGAAGAAUGUCCCGACAUGAUCGAGAACUACAUCGAUCGCAUCUCAAGUCUUCUAUCCGACCGCAACCACGGCGUUCUCAUUGGAACUCUCUCGCUCCUCAUUGAGCUUGCAGAAACCGAGCCUUCCCUGAUCCCGUCGUUCCGGAGUCUCUCACAGCAGCUGCUUAAGAUGCUCAAGAAUCUCGUGCUCUCCGGCUAUGCACCAGAACAUGACGUAUGCGGAAUCACGGACCCAUUCUUGCAGGUCAAGAUUCUCCGCGCACUCAGGAUGUUGGCGAAAGGCGACAAAGAAGUUUCAGACUCGAUCUCAGACAUUCUCGCUCAGGUUGCGACCAACACGGAGUCUGCCAAGAAUGCAGGAAACGCGAUAUUGUACGAGUGUGUGUUGACCAUCGUUGGGAUCGAAGCAGACAGCGGACUGCGAGUUCUCGCUGUAAACAUUCUUGGUCGCUUUCUUCUCAAUCGGGACAACAAUAUCCGAUACGUCGGUCUGAAUACUUUGGCACUCGUUGCCUCGGGUGACAUCAAAGCGAUCCAGAGGCAUAGGGGAACUGUAGUAGAAUGUCUGAAAGAUCCAGACAUCUCGAUCAGGAGACGAGCGUUGGAUCUAGUCUACCUUCUAGUCAACGAAAGUAACGUCCGGCCGUUGAUCAAGGAGUUGCUGGUCUACUUGUCAAACUCAGACGUUGAAUUCAAGGAAGACUUGACAUCGAAGAUCUGCAGCGUUGUUACCAAGCAUGCUUCCUCAAAAUUAUUUCAGACAGAUACAAUCAUCAAGGUCUUGACAGAGGCAGGAGAAUACGUCAAUGAUCAGGUCACCGCUCUCCUCCCAGUCCUCAUAUCCUCCGACAGCAUCCUUCAGUCCUUCGCCGCACAUUCGCUCUUCCGUGCGCUAGAGAAGGACAACAGCAAGAGCAAACUCACUUGCAUUGCCGCGUGGACCUGCGGCGAGUACGGAGAGCUCCUCUCCUCGUCCUGUAGGAUCGACGAGACCGACACUGUCCUUGAGGCUGUUCCAUCCGACCGAGUGAUUUCGACCCUCGUGCAAACCUUGGACUCGAGCUUGCAGACGGUUACAGUCAAGCAAUAUAUCCUCACAGCACUUGUAAAGUUGUACAGCCGUUAUGCACCGAUGAGGAUGACGAUUCGAUCUGCUCUCGAGAAGCAUUCCUCAAGCAUUUUUGUCGAAUUGCAGCAACGAGCCGUUGAGUACAGUCUGCUCGCACAGAUGGAGCCAUCGCUGGUUAAGGAGCUUAUGGAUCACAUGCCUACACCCGACGACGAGGCUGUCACGAACAACGAGGUUCAGACCCCCUCAACCAGCAGGCAGACGACCGGUAGACCCGCAGCUGCUCCUGCCCCCUCUGCUGUCGACGACCUCCUCGACCUCCUCGGCGACCUCCCCGCCAACCCCAACGGCAACCAGGCCCCUCCCCCAGCUGCCGCAAACUCCCAGCAGUCUCUGGUGGACCUGAUGGGUGACAUCUUCGGCCCUCCCCCUACUGAGGCUCCAGCUCAGCCAAGUCUCAGCAUGUCGGACGCGCCGCUGCCGGGCCUCCAGCCCCAGCAGGACUUGCUCGGAGGACUCAUGACGGGAGGAGGAGGAGGAGGAGGAGGAGCACCAGCUGCAGCAGCUGCUGCAGGAGAUGGGGGGAUGAGCAUCGUGGCGUACAACAAGAACGGGAUUCAGAUUCAGUUUGACAUGAGCAAGCAUCCAUCGAACCCCCAGCUGACUCAAGUCAACGCCACCUACACCAACAACAACCCGUUCCCCGUCAGCUCUUUUGUCUUUCAAGCUGCAGUACCCAAGCACGCGAAGCUGCAGGUAAACCCUCCGUCAGCCUCCGUCAUACCCGCCAACGGUAGUGGAAGCGUCACACAGGUCUUCCGGUUGUCGAACCCAAUGUACGCAGAGAAGCGCAUGGUGAUGAAGAUUAAGGGUGUUCAGAGUUGUUGA
This is a messenger RNA of Guillardia theta CCMP2712, 2409 nucleotides long. RefSeq names its product Adaptor protein complex 1 subunit gamma 1 (gene AP1G1). Gene Ontology annotation, biological process: receptor-mediated endocytosis; Golgi to vacuole transport; intracellular protein transport. The record is from RefSeq and is a predicted model, not a curated record. NCBI's taxonomy places the organism in Eukaryota, Cryptophyceae, Pyrenomonadales, Geminigeraceae. The transcript is spliced from 33 exons. Gene Ontology annotation, cellular component: Golgi apparatus; AP-1 adaptor complex; membrane coat. The coding region runs from base 1 to 2409 and encodes 802 amino acids. Gene Ontology annotation, molecular function: clathrin-cargo adaptor activity.